AUGGGUGAUUUCGCGAAGUACAACAAAGUUAGAAAGUCUGUUGUUAGAACUGCAAACAAAUUAAUUACAAGGGGAGAGACAAUUAUUUCGUCAUAUACCGAUAAUGUUGCAGAUGUUCGUCAAAUUGAGUCGAUCCGUGAUACUUUGAUGGAAAAAAUAGCGAAAGUUGCUGAACUAAACGAGUCGAUUAUGGAUUGCUUGACAGAGCAGGAUGAUAUCGACAAGGAAGAAGAUUCUAGUACGGAGGAAAUGAUGAUGUUAAAGGAUAAACUUCGUCUGUUUGAAUCAUUUUUAGAAAAACGAUCAGCCAAAAAGGAUUUUUCAGAAGCAGGAAGCACUUUCAGCCACAGUAAACUAAUAAAAUUGCCUCGCUUACAUUUACAGCCCUUUGAUGGGCAUCCGGAAAACUGGUCGACUUUCUGGGAUAGCUUUGAAUGUGCCGUACACACUAAUGACGAUAUUUCCGACGUUCAAAAAAUGACCUAUUUAAAAAAUCUAGUAGAAGGUCCCGCUGCAAGUUGUAUCGCUGGGUUUAGACUUAGCAAUGAAAAUUAUAAAACCGUCGUUGAUUUACUGAAAGAGAGAUAUAAUAAUAAACAGUUACUUAUUUCAGCACAUAUGAAAAAAUUACUGAAACUUGAACAGGCGAAUAACUUAACUAACAUAGAAACAUUGCGUAAUGUAUUUGACAACGUUGAGACACAAGUGAGAAGUCUGGAAAAUUUAGAUGUCACGUCUGAAAAUUAUGGUCCGCUAUUAAUACCGGUACUUAUGUCGAAACUUCCAGAAGAGCUUAAUUUAAUUAUUAGUCGUCAAUUUAACGACAAAGAUUGCUGGGAUAUGAAGUUAGUUUUAAGAGCGUUAAAAUCGGAGAUCGAAGUUCGUGAGAAAUCUGCAUAUUCUUUACAACAGCCACACGAUAACAACCCGUUUUCAUCAUCGGCAUUACCAGUUCACUAUUCACAUCAAUCGAACCGUGAUCUUCCGCACAAUCAGUAUCAGAACAAUCAGCAUAAUUAUCGCAAUCAUCAGAAUAAUCAGAAUAAUUAUAGAUGCAUAUUUUGUGACAAAUCGCAUAAAUCACAGCAAUGCCGAAUAAUCACCAGGAAAAACGUGUUACGUGACAAGAAGAGAUGUUUUGUUUGUUUGAAAGGUGGACAUUUAGCCAAGUCUUGUUAUUCUAAGAUUAGUUGUUUAAAGUGUUCGGGUAGACACCAUGUUGCUAUUUGUGAUAAGAAAAGGGACGUUGACCAAGGUCGUAGAGAUAAGGAUGGAACCGAACAAGAAAAACCAGAAAAUGUUGCUGGUGCCACUUCGUUGGUUACAAGUUCAAAUUCGCUCAACAUUCCGAGUUCCGUUAUGUUGCAAACCGCUAAAGUUAAAGUUGUUAAUACUACUGAUCCUUCAAAAAUUGAGAACACGAGAAUUUUGUUCGAUAACUGUUCCCAAUUAAGUUACAUAUCGCCCGAGUUAUGUGAAAAAUUGCAAUUAAAGGUUGUUGGUAAGCGUGAGAUUUGCAUCCGUAUUUUUGGUAAACAUUCGUUCAAAGAAACUUUAGAUAGGGUGCAGUUUUCAGUGAUCGGUUUAGAUGGAGAUAAAAUCAACGUUGAUUGUUAUGUGAAAAAUAUUUGUCAUCCUUUAACAGGACAGAAUUUUAACGAUUGUUUGAAGUAUAAACACUUGAAAGACUUACGUUUAGCUGACAGUAACUGUAAUAAUAGAGAUUUGAAGGUGGAUGUCUUGUUGGGUGCUGAUAAUUAUUGGAAAUUUUUUGAUGGUGGUAUAGUUCGGGGUGAGGAUGGGCCAGUUGCUUUAAAUUCAAAGGUUGGAUACAUUGUAAGUGGACGCAUAGGGUCGAGUGAAGGUAGUAGAAGUGCAGUCUUGGUAGCAAACGUAUUGAAGAUUGGGGCUGAGUUUGUCGAAGAUAAGUUGGAUAAUCAGUUGGAAAAGUUUUGGUCCUUCGAAAACGCUGGUAUCGAGGAACAACCAGCUGUUGAAAAUUUUUGUGAAAAUGUUAAAUUCAGCGCGCAGACUAAACGUUACGAGGUGCGGCUGCCUUUUAAGGAUGAUCACGAUGUGCUCCCUGAUAAUUAUUGUGUUUCUUCAAAGAGACUUGAAUCAUUGAGGCAUAAAUUGAAAAAUAAUCCCGAAUUAUUGCGUAAUUAUAACAGUAUCCUCAAAGAACAGCUUGAACAAGGUAUCAUUGAAAGAGUUACCAACGACGAUUGUACCAAAAGACAAGUUCACUAUUUACCACACCGACCAGUCAUUCGUGAUGAUAAACCAAGCACCAAAGUACGCAUGGUAUUCGAUGCAAGUUCAAAAUCGGUGGGACUGUCUUCAUUAAAUGAUUGUUUGUAUGCUGGACCAUCUUUAACGGAGCCUUUAUAUAACGUUUUAUUGCGCUUUCGAUCUCACAAAGUAGCCUUCAUUGCUGAUAUCGAGAAGGCAUUUUUACAAAUUAGUUUACAUCCAACCGAUCGUGAUUUUGUUCGUUUUAUUUGGUUUAAAGAUUUACAUAAUUUAUCAGAACAAAACAUUGAAACUGCAGAAAUUGGUAUUUAUAGAUUGAGUAGAGUAUUGUUUGGUGUAAGUUCGUCACCAUUCCUCCUUAGUGCCACUCUUAUUAAGCAUGCUGAAUCGUUUAAUCAUGUUGAUCCUUUGUUUGUACAGAAGUUAUUGAGUUCACUUCACGUUGAUGAUCUAACUUCCGGUGGCGCUACUGUUAAUGCAGCACAUGAUUUUUACCAGAAAUGUAAACAACGUCUCGCUGAAGCAAAUUUCAAUCUGCAUAAAUUUCAUUCGAAUUCCGAAGAGUUGGAACAAUUAGUUACCAAACCCCAUGUUGCUCAUACCGGACAUGUUACCAAAGUUCUUGGUGUUUUGUGGGAUAAAAAGAAAGAUUCGCUCUUAUUCACAUUCGACGACAUUUUAUCGUUAGCGAAGGACAUACCGACAAAACGACAAUUGAUUAAAUUUACCGCUUCCAUUUAUGACCCUCUUGGUCUUAUUAACCCUAUUGUUAUGCGAUUAAAAACAUUGUUUCAAAAAACCUGUGUAGGUAAAAUUGGUUGGGACAUCGAGUUGAGUGGACAGGUUUUGGACGAGUGGCGAGUUACGUACAAUGAUUUUAAAAGUUUUUCACAUUUGAAUGUACCACGAUGUUACGAUGGCGGGAAUAUUGUUGAUGUACAAUUGCAUGGUUUUUCUGAUGCUUCUUUGAAAGGUUACGGUGCGUGUGUUUAUUUGAGGUUCGAACAUGCUGAUGGUAGUUUUUUUUACGAAGUUAGUGACGUCUAA
Messenger RNA from Hydractinia symbiolongicarpus, 3300 nucleotides. RefSeq lists its product as uncharacterized. The transcript has a single exon. NCBI's taxonomy places the organism in Eukaryota, Metazoa, Cnidaria, Hydrozoa, Anthoathecata, Hydractiniidae. Gene Ontology annotation, molecular function: nucleic acid binding; zinc ion binding. The record is from RefSeq and is a predicted model, not a curated record. The coding region runs from base 1 to 3300 and encodes 1099 amino acids.